Molecule: messenger RNA, 2265 nt
Organism: Chara braunii
Lineage: Eukaryota; Viridiplantae; Streptophyta; Charophyceae; Charales; Characeae
Source: the annotation of a GenBank genome assembly
GUCCAGAGCCUCGCCGAAGCUCAAUAGAUGCAGAACCCGGGCCCAUUCGACGGCGUCAAGGGUACUUGGCAGGGAAGCCAUUCACACGGCCUCACGACAUCGAGCAGCAGCUGCGGCUGCGAAACGGAGGAUGACCACCCGUCUCUGGGACGUCGCCUCUUCGUCGAUGUCGGCAAUGCCGACACCAGACUGGGUUCAUAGCCAGUAUACCGAACCUGGUCAGCUGUUAUCUAUGCUAUAUACUACAGCAGGCAAGUACUGGGAUCCUGGGCAACUGAUAUUCAUGCAAAAUGAGCACCGUUUAAAUGUCUGCUCACUCGGGUGUAUUUCCAGCGGAGAAACGUUGGUCGCCGAUGUUGCUUCUUGUCCUUUCAGAGUAGCACAGGAAGGUGGGGAGGGCAUGUGUGAAGCCAGCGGAGAGGCGUUUGUCGGAGAAAUAGAUUAUUGUGCUUUCGGAUCAGCAAAGGAUGGGGCCUUGUACGAAGCCACACAACAAAGUAUGAUGAGGAGUGCUGGGGCUCGCGCUGUGAGGACGGAGGCGGCUUUUCAAGUGACGUAUGGAUAUGAACAACGUCAGCGACAGAGAUUGUCGCUGGUGGACCUCGUUGCCGACAGCGGGCAGCCGACAGGUGGUGGUGGAUGGCAUGAUGUGGAAACAGAGGCUUUCCGAGUGGCGAAUGAUGGAUGUGAACAACGUCAGCGACAGAGAUGGUCGCCAGUGCACCUUGUUGCCCACAGCGGGGAGCCGACAUGUCGUGGUGGAUGGCAUGAUCAUGAUGGGGAAACAGAGGCUUUCCAAGUGGCGUAUGGAUGUGAACAUAGGCCGCGUGUUGUGGACAGUGGGGAGCUGACGGGCGAUUGUGGAAGGUGGUGGGGUCAGUCGACGUCGAGAACAGAUGAGAGAAGUCUUUUGAGUCAGGUUGCUGGUCAAGCUGACUGGAGCUUAGAAGGAAGUGCGUCUUUGGCCGUGUGCAUCGCUGACGUCGCUGCGAUCAGUGAGUGGGUUGCUUUGCAACAGCAACCUGCCGCGUGCACCAGCAGCGUACACUGGCAGGCAGACAUGUUCCGGGGUGCUGAAGAAUAUGGUAUGCUGUCUCUUGGGUGUAACUCCGCCGAGAUUGUCGUCCCCUAUCCACCUGUUUGGGAGCCCCAGGGACUCCAACAGAUGUUAUUGCGGGCUUCAUCCUCGAUGACAGGGUUUGAUACGUUGUGUGGGAGGAGGCUUACGCAGGCGUUGCCUGGUCGUGUCGUUGAACAUGGUGCCAGGCAGCGGACAGGCUGCGUUCCGCCAUCACGAGAAACGCCCAAAUUGAAGCACCUGAAGGGGAUAGUGUGGCCUGCGGCGACUCCCAUGCCGCCUUCCACACCGACUUUCGCAACAAGAUUGGCAGUACCCUCCGCUGUGGCAACCCAUUGCCCUAACUGGAUGUAUCUUUGCGACAUGGAAGCAUCAGGUCUGCUGGGCAGGGAUACAUCAAACAUCGUUUCUCCGGUUGGCGAUGACAACGCCAGCGACUUUUCUCUGGACGCACUGUUGCUGCCAGUGGGGCAACGACGAAGCCUUAGCCUUAGGGAUGUGCCACCGCGGGCCGAGGCCGCGUGCGGUACAGCGAAUCUGCUGAGUCAGACCACAAGCUUCGAUGACAACGGUUACUUCGUUCCAAGCAUGCGAACCGAGCAAUGCCAUGCGGAUUUGUCCGGCGGACCACUCUCCUUUCUAACUGAGACGGCAGGUGCAGGCUGUGCGGCAGGCGCGGCGUCGAUGUCUGUUGGAGGAAGCAGAUCCGGGCAGCAGCAGCAGCAGCUGCCUUCUUCAGUGCCUAUCAUGGCUUUCACAAACCYCCCCCAGCAGGACCAGGUCCUGCGAUGCCUAUGUCAGCAGUCCCCAAGUUGUGAGUCCCCGCCACAAAGAGUGGGUUUAAUGACUGACAACAACACCGUAACGGUUGAGAGAGCGUUGUCCAGUGACUGUCUGAGUUGGUCAGGCAUGCUGAGUCCAGGCCCCACGAUGACAUUAGCAAUCAGUCGGUCGAGCAUGCUCCACGAUCAUAUGGGUCUGGCAGCUGAAUCUCCAAGCUGGACGGCCUUGGAACUGGAAAACUUAGGUUUCGGACCGGACUUGCCAGUGGUUGGUGCUGUGCAAUAUGGAUGGAUCUCUGGUACCAUACAGCAUUUCCGAUCCCUUUAAACGGUAGCAGUGGAGGUACCUCUCUUCUUUGGCUUCUGCCUCCUAUACAGCACAAGUGAUAGUCAAUACUUGGUCGU